Molecule: messenger RNA, 2150 nt
Organism: Atta colombica
Lineage: Eukaryota; Metazoa; Arthropoda; Insecta; Hymenoptera; Formicidae
Product: putative nuclease HARBI1
Exons: 7
Coding region: 202-1980 (592 amino acids)
Source: RefSeq, a predicted model, not a curated record
UUAUGUCAUCAUAUCUGUUUUAUCCUCAAUACCUUCAUUUAUGAGACAUAACGACGCUUUUUAUCAAAUUCCUCCAUUUCGUGCAGAAACGCAUCAUUGAACGUAAUUUCAUAAAAAUCGAAGCUAGUAUGCUCGUCAAAGCAAGGAGGAAAAUUGCAGUUUAGUAGAGAAAAAAAAAUAAACUCCUGAUUGAAAAAAAUAAUGCGGAAUCAGUGUAGAAUAAAAAACUGUAACAAUAAUCGUUCAAAAGGAUUUCACUUGUUUAGAUUUCCUCUUCAUCGAAAAGAUCAUUUAAAAAGGUGGCUCGAAGCUAUUGGGGAAGUAGAUUUUCAACCCACUAAAUCUGAUGUGAUUUGUAGCGCACAUUUUACAACUAAUGAUUAUAUGAUCAGGCCAUUUGCACAUGAUGUUCGUUUGAAACGCCUUGCUGUACCUUCCAUAUUUCAAGAUCCUCUAGAAACUACUCCUAUGAUUGCAAAUAUAAUUAAUUCAAAUGCAUCUGCUUCUGAAGUGAUUAUGAGUUUGCCUACAUUGGUCAUACACUCUCAAACUAAAAAAUCCAAGAAUUCAGAAGACGCUGAGACAUAUUGUUUUCAAUCUUUAGAAAAAACAGCUAGUACCAGUACUGUUGACAAUAUAAUUAAGAUAACAUUAGUAAACAAACAGAAAAAAACGAAUAAAUCCAAGUAUUGUUUCAAAAAUCAGAAAAUGGAUUUAAAAAAGAAGCAAAUGCAAAGAUUUAUUACUACAUUGAAGCAAGAUUUGAUAAAGAAUAAAAAAACAAUAGAGCUGCAGCAGAAUUUACUGACAGCACUGGAAAAUUUGGACGAAGACAAUAUUGAUAAUGUUUCUGAAGAAGAUGAACAAAUAGAAUUAUCACCAGUUCAAGCAGUUCAACUUCGUGUUAAAAAUUAUGUGGACAUGGUGAAAGAAUUUUCAGAUGUCGAGUUCAAAAAAGAAUUUCGGAUAUCGCGUGUAGUAUUUACAUACUUGUUAAAUUUAAUAAAACCCAACUUAGAAAAGCCAACCGGAUCUGGACGAUGUCCAAUUAAUCCAUACUUACAAUUAUUAGUGACAUUAUGGACUAUGGCAACACCUGAUUCAUACAGAUCUGUUUGUCAUCGAUUUAAUAUUGGACGAGCAACUGCUUGGCGUGCUCAUAGAAAAGUCUGUGCAGCGAUAUAUUCUUUAGCAGAUAAAUUUAUCAAAUGGCCUAAUAUAGAAGAAGCACAACAAACAUGGACGGAUGUUCAAUACAAACAUAAGUUUCCAAAAGUACUUGGUGCUAUAGAUGGUACACACAUACGUAUACAGAAACCAAAGGAACAUGCAGAAAAUUAUGUAAAUCAAAACGGUCAUUACUCAAUACAUUUGCAAGCUGUAUGUGAUUCUACCUUAAAAUUCAUCCAUUGCUAUGCAGAACAACCGGGAUCUAUGAAUGAUAUGUGUGUAUUCUGGCUAAGUGACAUCCCAUCUAUGUACACAGAAAAAUUUUUUCCACAUGAUAGUCAUCUAAUAGGAGAUGCUGGGUAUGCUCUGCAAAAAUAUGUAAUGGUACCUUAUGAUAACAACGAUAAUGAUAUGUCAGAAGCACAAAUUAAUUUUAAUGAACGUUUAUGUUCGGCUCAUGUAAUGAUUAAAGAAGCCAUCAGUUACCUGAAAGGACGUUUUCGUAGUCUUGAAGAUAAGUUGUAUAUGAAGCGGACGGAUCUCAUACCUGAAUAUAUUAUUGCGUGUUGUGUGCUGCACAAUAUUUGCAUUUUACAUGGAGAUUUUUUAGAUAAUAUUGUAAUUGCUGAAAAAGACAAUAAUCCUACGACGAAAGAUGACAUUGAAACUUUUACUCCAGGUAAAGAAGAAGGCAUUGAAAAAAGAAAUACGCUAACAAAUAUGUUAAAUGAGAGAGUCAAGUUCAAUAUAUUUGACAAUAUUGCAAUUGAACACAGCUAUUCACGACGAUCAGUGCCUUUUUCACUGUGAUAAGCUGUGAGUGGUUUAUCAAUCGCAAUGUUAAACACGUCACAUAGGCAAACGACUCCUACUCAACUCAAAUCUAUGUAGUUUUUUAGUGUUCAGAAGAAAGCACUGCAUCUAUGCAUACAUUUCAAUAUAAUAUAAAUUAUAUUAUAUCAAUACAAUUUAAUAUAAAG